Messenger RNA from Ceratosolen solmsi marchali, 1771 nucleotides. It is a transcript of the gene Cat, whose product is annotated as catalase. NCBI's taxonomy places the organism in Eukaryota, Metazoa, Arthropoda, Insecta, Hymenoptera, Agaonidae. Gene Ontology annotation, molecular function: heme binding; catalase activity. The coding region runs from base 126 to 1661 and encodes 511 amino acids. Gene Ontology annotation, cellular component: peroxisome; mitochondrion; cytoplasm. Gene Ontology annotation, biological process: hydrogen peroxide catabolic process; response to hydrogen peroxide. The record is from RefSeq and is a predicted model, not a curated record. The transcript has 8 exons.
GCCUCAGUGUUGUGCCAAUCAGUAGAAAUUGUGGUUUAUUUCAGAACAAUAAGUUGUAAUUUCAUUUAUAUCAAAUAAUUCGUCAUUUUUCAAUUAGCUGUAAAGUCACAUCUGCAUCUGUAAAUAUGUUUAAAGAUCCUGCUGCCAAUCAACUGAUAAAGUAUAAAGAAUCCUCACAGGGAAAUAUUCCAUUAUUAAGGACUGGAAAUGGAGUACGAAUUGCCAACAAAACAUCUAGUAUUACUGUUGGACCUCGAGGUCCAAUCCUUUUGCAAGAUAAUACGCUUAUUGAUGAGAUGACGCAUUUUAACAGAGAAAGAAUUCCAGAGAGAGUAGUGCAUGCUAAAGGAGCUGGUGCUUAUGGGUUUUUUGAAGUAACGCAUGAUAUUACUCGAUAUUCAAAAGCGAACAUUUUCUCCAAAAUAGGGAAAAAAACAAAUAUCUUUGUACGGUUUUCUACAGUUGCUGGCGAACUCGGCUCUGCUGAUACAGUAAGGGAUCCACGUGGAUUUGCAAUUAAGUUCUAUACAGAAGAUGGUAUUUGGGAUUUAGUAGGAAACAAUACACCGGUAUUCUUUAUAAAAGAUCCCUUAUUUUUUCCAAGCUUCAUUCACACGCAAAAAAGAAAUCCAGUAACGCAUUUAAAGGAUGCAGAUAUGUUUUGGGAUUUUGCUACCUUACGAACGGAAAUAACACACCAACUAAUGAUACUUUUUAGUGAUCGAGGUAUCCCUGACGGUUAUCGACAUAUGAAUGGUUAUGGCUCGCAUACUUUUAAGCUCGUAAACUGUAACAACGAAGUUGUUUAUUGUAAAUUUCAUUACAAGACUGAUCAAGGCAUUAAAAAUCUUCUUGAUGAUAAAGCGACUCAUUUGGCAUCAACAGAUCCUGAUUAUGCCAUACGCGAUUUGUACAAUGCGAUCGAGUGUAAAAAUUAUCCUUCUUGGACAUUUUACAUUCAGGUCAUGACAAUUGCACAAUCUGAGACAUUUAAAUGGAAUCCUUUCGAUAUUACAAAAAUUUGGCCACAUGCAGAUUUUCCUUUGAUACCGGUUGGUACUUUAGUUCUCAAUAAGAAUCCAGAUAAUUAUUUUAACCACGUUGAACAAGUGGCAUUCAAUCCAGCUCAUAUGGUACCUGGCAUUGAGCCCAGUCCCGACAAAUUAUUGCAAGGACGACUUUUUGGUUAUGGGGACGCUCAUAGGCAUCGUUUAGGACCGAACCACCUCCAGUUAUCCGUCAAUUGCCCAUUCAAGAUGAUAAACCAGAUGAUAAAUUAUCAACGCGAUGGUUUGAUGACAAUCAACAACCAGGGUAGCGGGCCUAACUAUUAUCCGAAUAGCUUCUGUGGUCCAGAGCAAUAUCCAGCUGCGCAUCAAUCUACAUUUUUUUUAAGUGGUAAUGCAGAUCGAUACGAGCCACUAAAUGAAGAUGAUUUCGGCCAGCCAAGUAUCUUUUGGCGAAGAGUAUUGAAUGCAGAGGAAAAGAAACGCUUUGUCAACAAUCUUGUGGAUCAUUUGAAAUAUGCAUCGACGUUCCUUAUUGAACGUGCUGUAUGCAACUUUACCCAUGUAGAUAUUGAACUUGGCCAACAAUUAACCAAUCGUCUUCAUCAAGUCGGUGUGCGGAUCAAUUUUCUAGGCAAAUUGGCUAAUCUAUGAACAACUAUAUCGGUCGUAUUUCCGUAAACUUUGUAAAUGGGCUUUUAUUACUUAGUACACUCUUGAGUGUAUAUACAUAUAUAUAUAUGCAUACACACAUGCAUAUCUGU